Messenger RNA from Ipomoea nil (Japanese morning glory), 1907 nucleotides. RefSeq lists its product as uncharacterized. The transcript has 3 exons. Gene Ontology annotation, molecular function: zinc ion binding. Lineage: Eukaryota; Viridiplantae; Streptophyta; Magnoliopsida; Solanales; Convolvulaceae. Bases 1100 to 1843 code for a protein of 247 amino acids. The record is from RefSeq and is a predicted model, not a curated record.
UGUGGAGGUAGAGAGUGUAUACUAUGACUCCGAUAAUCCACCUAGUUACCAAUUUGAUAUAGAGGAAGAGGAAGCUCAACUACAACCGCAACAACCUAGUAAAGGAAAGGGGAAUUGUAAGCAUCCAUCGUACAAUCCUACUACAGAAUGUCAUGAGUUAGAGUUAGGGAUGCUUUAUCUUGAUGCACGACAGUUUAAGAAUGCAAUGAUUGACUACGCAGUGCAUUUUAAGAGGGAUAUAUGCUAUUAUAAAAAUGAUCCUAUGAGAGUGAUGUAUAAAUGUGCUGGUGUUGAGACAACUAAUGGUAAAGGCUGCCCAUUUCAUUGCACUGCUUCAUGGGAGGAGAGAUAUGAAUGUUUUCAGUUAAAGACUCUUGAGGCAGAACAUAAAUGCAAUCAAAAGUUUAGUUUGCGUUUGGUGAGUCAAAAAUGGAUAGAAGAAAAAUAUGAGGACAAAAUUAGAGAUGAUCCUUGCAUUGGGCAUGUACAGUUGAAAAACCACAUUGAGUCUGAAUUGAAAAUCAAUGUAAGUAUUAGCAAAGUUACAAGAGCAAUUAGGUCAGUGCUAAAAAAAAUUAACGCAAGUUUUGGGGAUCAAUUUAGAAGAAUAAGGGACUAUGCACAAGAGUGUAUGAACUCUAACCCUGGCAGCAAAGUUCUUCUCAAAACCAGUAGGGUUAUACCUGAGAGUCCUUGUGUUUUCCAAAGAAUUUAUGUAUGUUUUGAGGCUUUGAGAAGGGGUUUCUUGGAUGGAUGUAGGAGGAUAAUUGGACUAGAUGGGUGUUUUCUUAAAGGGUUGCUUAAGGGAGAGCUUUUAACUGCAGUGGGAAGAGAUGCAAAUAAUCAGAUGUACCCUAUUGCAUGGGCUGUGGUGGAGAUUGAGAACACAGAUUCUUGGAGAUGGUUUCUCAAGCUGCUUAAAAAUGAUUUGGGAAUCACCAACACAUACCCCUAGACCAUUAUCAGUGACCAGCAGAAGGGUUUAACUACUGUUAUCCAAGAGUUAUUUCCUGAUUCAGAGCAUCGUAAUUGUGCAAGACAUAUUCAUGCAAAUUGGAGUAAGCGCCAUAAAGGAAAGGUUUUAAAGAACCACUUCUGGAUGUGCGCUAAGUCAACAACAGAAGGACAAUUUCAUGAACAACUUAAAGCUUUAGAAAUGAGAGACAAAGAUGCUAAAACUGAUCUAGAACGAUAUCCUCCUAAAUUUUGGUGCAAGGCGUAUUUAAGAACCAUAGUGAAAUGUGACAUUAUAGAUAACAACCUUUGUGAGGCAUUCAAUGGAACAUUGGUGAAGGCAAGAUGCAAGCCAAUUAUUCCUAUGCUUGAAGACAUUCGAGUAGGUUCUAUGAGAAGGAUUGCAAGAAAGAUGAAAUCUAUUGACACUUGGAAAGGUAGAUAUGGACCAUUUAUAAUGAAGAAAGUGACUGCAAAUAAAAAGGAAAGCAUUGGAUGGAAGGUUGAUUUUAAUGGAGAUGAUGGAUAUGAGAUUAAGAAAGGGCGACAUCAGUUCAAAGUCAAGCUUGAAAGUAGGACAUGUUCCUGUAGAGCAUGGGAUUUGAGUGGUAUACCUUGUGCUCAUGCUAUAUGUGUCAUCUUUGACAAGGGGAGGAACAUUGAGGAUUACCUUGACCCAUGCUACUCAAAGGAAGCAUAUCAAAGGACUUAUGCACAUGCCCUUCAGCCUAUUAAUGGAGAACUCUUUUGGCCUAAAACUACUUAUGAGGAAAUAUUGGCUCCGAUCCCCAGGAAAAUGUCAGGUAGGCCAAAGAAGAAAAGAAAUCGUGAAGAAAAUGAAGGUCCACCAACUAGUAGCAAGAAGACUCGACUAAGUAGGAAGGGUUGAGUUAUGCGGUGUUGCAUUUGUAGACAAGAAGGACAUAAUAGACUAAAGUGUCCUUCCGGUGGAG